Molecule: messenger RNA, 3321 nt
Organism: Candoia aspera
Lineage: Eukaryota; Metazoa; Chordata; Lepidosauria; Squamata; Candoiidae
Gene: NVL
Product: nuclear VCP like
Exons: 23
Coding region: 284-2842 (852 amino acids)
Biological process (GO): ribosome biogenesis
Cellular component (GO): nucleus
Molecular function (GO): ATP binding; ATP hydrolysis activity; RNA binding
Source: RefSeq, a predicted model, not a curated record
CAAAACAUGGACUUCCGUGACUUAGACUCUAUACAGUUGUCUAAGAAAGUGCCUGUAUAGAAAUCUGAAUGAACUGCUUUCUGCCCAUUUCUUUCCCGCUACACUGAAAUUUAACAGUUUCUCUCAGAGGUUAUCAUAGUCCGCCGUUUAGUGGGACGGCCUGGAGAGCCUCGUUGUUGCCAGUACAUUUAGGCUGUUCAAAGGCAGCCUUAGCUGGGGCCCUAACCUCGACCAGAAAAGCUUUGCCAGAAAGAAGGACGAAUUUGGCACGUGGGAAGCUGCGAUGCGAAAUCGCGGAGGAAGUCACCGUUUUGGAGGGGAUCCUAGGCUGAAGCAACGAGUUAAACAGUAUCUCAGCAGUAAUAAAUGUGGCCAGUAUGUUGACACUGAAAUUCUAGCAGCGGAACUACAGAAAAUAUAUAGUGCUGAUUAUGGACGAAGAAAAAGAAAUGCCUUUAGAAUACAGGUUGAGAAAGUUAUUGGGAUAAUCAAAGAUGAGCUAAAGUCUACAGAUUUAGCCACUCUAGAAGAUGAACAUUUAGCAAAGAAAGCAAAAAGCGAGGAAAAUGAUUCAGAGAGCAGCAUGGAUACUUCCGAUACUGAUACCGAACACCCUCAUUCAGAUCAUAUGAACACAUCUUUGUUAACCUUAUAUCGGAAAGGAAAUCCAGAUUCUUUACCUUCAUCUCCUAAAAAUGCCUUGAUGAUGUCUACCACUCGUUCACAAAUGAUGUCUAGAUCAGAUACUCUUUCUCCUCAAGUACCAUCAGUGACCAAAAUUUCUGAAGGUGGAUGGUUUAUUGAUAAGACCCCAGGCCCAAAGGAGGAAAACUUUUUUAUUGAUCUUUGUGCAGAAGAAGAAAGUGAUAACAUUAAACAGAAAGCUGAGAAUGUGAAAAAGAAGUCCAAGAACAAAAAAUAUAAACAGAGAAAGGGUGAAUUUCCUAAUGUGGAUGAAGAAAUAGAGUCAGUUUUGAAGCAACAGAAAGUUAAAGCAAGAGGAAUAGAGCUGCAGACUUCCUCAGUUACAUUUGAGGAUGUGGGAGGCAACGAUGAGACUUUGAAGGAGAUAUGUAAGAUGCUGAUACACAUCCGUCAUCCUGAAGUGUACACUCAUUUAGGAGCUGUUCCUCCUCGAGGAUUUCUUUUGCACGGACCACCUGGGUGUGGGAAGACAUUACUAGCACAGGCAAUUGCUGGGGAACUUGAAUUACCAAUACUCAAAGUGGCUGCAACUGAGAUUGUGUCCGGAGUGUCUGGUGAUUCCGAACAGAAGUUAAGGGAGCUCUUUGAUCAAGCCAUGACCAAUGCACCAUGCAUUCUCUUCAUAGAUGAGAUUGAUGCGAUCACACCAAAAAGAGAAACGGCGUCAAAGGACAUGGAGCGGAGAAUUGUAGCCCAGCUUCUGACUUGCAUGGAUGACUUGAAUGCAUUGGCCACUGCAGCUCAGGUCCUUGUAAUUGGAGCAACCAACAGGCCAGACUCACUGGACCCAGCCCUGAGACGCGCAGGAAGAUUUGACCGAGAAAUUUGUUUGGGGAUUCCAGAUGAAGCGGCAAGAGAAAAAAUUCUGAAGACAUUGUGUCGAAAACUUCGACUUCAAGAAUUUUUUGAUUUUGGACUUUUGGCUCAUAUGACCCCAGGCUACGUUGGUGCUGACCUCAUGGCACUUUGCCGUGAGGCAGCAAUGUGCACUGUUAACAGAGUCCUGGUUAAACUGGAUGGGAAGAAAUGUGAAGUUAUGAAGAAUGAAGAAGCAGCACCUGGACAAGACAUGCAAAGGAGAAUGGAAGAAAAUGUGAAAAAAGAUACUGAAGAACCAGAUCUUCCUCCUAAAGAUGAAUUGCAAAGAUUGCUCCAGUUGCUAAAGGAACCAGAUCCCCUGGGGGAGGCUCAACUGCAAAAGCUGUGCAUUGAGCUGAAGGAUUUCAUUGUUGCUCUCUCUUCAGUGCAACCCUCUGCAAAGAGAGAAGGCUUUGUCACCAUCCCAGGUGUGACAUGGGCAGAUAUUGGAGCCCUGGAAGAAGUUCGGGAGGAGCUGACCAUGGCUAUACUGGCACCUGUGAGGAAUCCUGAACAAUUCCGAGCCCUUGGACUCUUAGCUCCAUCUGGUGUGCUGCUUGCUGGUCCUCCGGGAUGUGGCAAAACACUGCUUGCGAAGGCUGUGGCAAAUGAAUCUGGACUAAACUUCAUUUCAGUGAAAGGCCCUGAACUAUUGAAUAUGUAUGUGGGGGAAAGUGAGCGUGCUGUCCGUCAAGUUUUCCAACGUGCAAGGAAUUCAGCACCUUGUGUCAUAUUCUUUGAUGAAGUUGAUGCUUUGUGCCCUCGGAGAUCAGACCGUGAAUCAGGUGCCAGUGUCCGUGUAGUGAACCAGUUGCUUACAGAGAUGGAUGGCCUCGAAUCACGUUGUCAGGUUUUCAUUAUGGCAGCCACAAACAGGCCAGAUAUUAUAGACCCAGCUAUUUUGCGUCCAGGAAGGUUGGAUAAAACACUCUAUGUUGGUUUGCCACCACCUUCGGAUCGUCUUGCCAUUUUAAAGACUAUUACUAAAGAUGGGACCCAACCCCCACUUGACACUGAUGUACACCUUGAAGAAAUUGCUUAUAAUCCCUGCUGUGAUUACUUUACAGGAGCAGAUCUUUCAGCUCUAGUGCGAGAAGCUUCUGUUUGUGCCCUGAAACAGAAAAUGACAAUAUUCAGUACCGCAAACAGGAAUGUCUUCACAGGGGAAAUUAAAGUUGCCAAAAAACAUUUUGAAGAAGCUUUUAAGAAAGUGAAAUCUUCUAUAACUCAAAAGGACCAAAUAAUGUAUGAAGAGCUGCGCCAGUUAUUGAGCAGAUGACACCUGGAUGACAUAGAUAAUCCUUGCCAUACAUUCUCGUGAUCCCGAAGGCCUUUUGUGAUGUAGAACACGGUCUCACUUUUAUGUCUACUGAUUUCAGAAUUGUUGAACUCCUUCUCAAAGAUUUGUAUGUUAAUUGUAUUAUUGUAUUGUGAAUCAACAUAUAAAUUAGCUCUUCCUUUAGUAGCAGGGUUCUUUGAAAGCCCCAUCUCUGUGAUAGAUCUCCCUGCCUGAAUAUCAGGAGAUCUAAGUCCUGGAAGAUAUCUGAAUGCCUAGGAAUCUGUUGCCAAAUGGUGCAGCACACUUACUCAGUAGGUGAAUCACUGACUUGCUAUAAAACUAUGCAAGUCCCCACUAUCUACAUUUCAAGUAAAAGAAAACACGAAGUAGUCAGUAGGCAUUACAGCCUUCCCAUGUAAGGACAUCCAUGCUUGUUGUAUGUAUUGUCAAAUGAUAUAAUAAACUAAGCUCAGCACGAG